CGGAUCUCACCUCCACUCCAACUCCCUAGACUUUCUUGCAGAAAUUAUAAGAGAAAUAAGGAGGCGGUGGGGAUUCCGAAAAGCUUAAUCUGCACCCGGGAAGGGCGAAAAUCCCUUCCACCGCAACUCAGUUCGAAAGUGAAGGUGUGUCGACAGUGAUGUCACAAGACUGACCACAUUGAUCACAACAUGGAGUCUGGAGAGCGGCUGCCAUCCUCACCAGCCUCCUCUGCUACAGCAACAUCAUCUGCUCCUUCUGUGGCUUCAGCAGUUUCCAAAAGCGGCCUUUGCGUGGGAGCCGCUUCACUGAGCUCUACGGUCAACCCAUGUGUUCUGGAAGCUGGGAAGUCCAAGAUGAAGGGGCCUCCCGACUCAGUGUCUGGACAUUUAUUCAGACCAGCUGGGGAUCAGCCGUUUAACCUGUCCACAGUGUCGAGUGCCUUCCCAAUGGUCAGCCACCCAGUCUUUGGUCUACAUUCAGCCAGCUCAGGGCAUUCAGAAUUUGGUGGUUUGGGGACACUUGGUACACCCACAGCCUUAGCCGCACAUCCCCAACUAACAUCUUUUCCAGGUGCAGAAUGGUGGCGAACCACAGACGUUCACGCUCGUGCGGGAGCGCCCUUCUUUCCACCGUUACUGGGAAUUCCGCCACUGUUUGCUCCUCCAGCCCAGAAUCACGAUUCUUCAUUCCAUUCAAGGACUUCUGGAAAGAGUAAUCGAAACGGUCCUGAGAAAGGUAUAAAUGGGUCAGUUAAUGGAAACAGUGCACCAUCUGUACUUGGUGUCAGUACAUCUGUACUGUCCACUCCGGCUUCAAGUUCCAUGGGACAGAAUCAAAGCACAAGCUCAGGUGGAGGAACCCUAAAAUGUCAUCAGGAACAAAGCAAAAGUCAGCCUUUGGAUGCCAGAGCCGACAAAAUCAAAGAUAAGUUCUUUCUCCAGAAACCUAGGAAGAAAGCUAUGGAAAGUUCUAGCAACAGUGAUAGCGAUUCAGGAACAUCAUCAGACACCUCAAGUGAAGGCAUUAGUAGUAGUGACUCAGAUGAUCUCGAGGAGGAAGAGGAAGAGGAUCAAAGUAUUGAGGAGAGUGAAGAGGAGGACUCUGACUCGGAGACUGAAGCACAACACAAAAGCAACAACCAGGUGCUACUACAUGGCAUUUCAGACCCAAAAGCAGAUGGACAGAAAGCAACAGAAAAAGCCCAGGAAAAAAGAAUACACCAGCCAUUACCUCUAGUGUCUGAAUCCCAGACUCACUCAUCAUUCCAAUCCCAGCAGAAGCAGCCUCAGGUUUCGUCACAGCAGCUUCCAUUUAUUUUCCAAAGCUCUCAGGCAAAGGAGGAAUCUGUGAACAAACACACCAGUGUAAUACAGUCUACGGGAUUGGUGGCCAAUGUGAAACCUUUGUCUUUGGUAAAUCAAGCCAAAAAGGAAACUUACAGGAAACUCAUAGUUCCUUCUCCUGAUGUACUUAAAGCAGGGAAUAAAAAUACCUCUGAAGAAUCUAGUUCUUUGACCAGUGAACUGCGAUCCAAACGGGAACAAUAUAAGCAGACAUUCCCAUCACAAGUAAAGAAGCAGGAGUCGUCGAAGAGCCUGAAGAAAGUUAUUGCAGCUUUGUCAGAUACAAAAGCAACCUCUAGUUCACCAGCACUUCCCAAACAACCAAUAGAAAACAACCACCCUAACCCAUUUUUGGCAAAUGCACUUUUAGGUAAUCACCAACCAAAUGGAGUUAUUCAAAGUGUCAUUCAAGAAGCUCCCUUAGCACUCACUACCAAAACUAAAAUGCAGAGUAAGAUGAGCGACAGUGUUGCCAGUAGCACCCCGUUUUCCUCACCUGUCAACCUGAGCACAGGAGGGAGAAGAGCUGCCAGUCAGACCCCUGUCCUGCCCUCUGCCUCUCCCCUACUGCACAGUCAAGGGAAGGAGAAAGUGAUGAGCAAUAACGCGACCCCGGUGAAAACACAGCAUCACCCCCAUCCCUCAAAGUCUUUGGUGGAACAGUUUCGAGGAACGGAUUCAGACAUUCCCAGUAGUAAAGACUCUGAAGAUUCAAAUGAGGAUGAAGAGGAAGAUGAUGAGGAAGAAGACGAAGAGGAUGAUGAAGAUGAUGAGUCUGAUGACAGUCAAUCAGAAUCAGAUAGUAAUUCAGAAUCAGAUACAGAAGGCUCAGAAGACGACGAUGAGAAAGACCAGGAAGAAUCAGAUAGUGACACUGAAGGAGAGAAAGCUGCCUCGAACCUGAACCAGACAACUUCCUCUGCCAAAAGCCCUCCCAUCAGUCUCACAGCUCACUCAACACCUCACAACCUGCACAUAGGAAGCGCCCCAGGCUCUGCUCCUGCUGCCCUGUGCUCUGAGUCCCAGUCUCCUGCUUUUCUUGGCACUUCUUCUUCCACACUCACUUCGAGUCCACACUCUGGUACAUCCAAGAGAAGAAGAGUGACAGAUGAACGUGAGCUGCGUGUCCCUCUGGAAUAUGGCUGGCCAAGAGAGACAAGGGUAAGAAACUUUGGUGGGCGCCUUCAAGGAGAAGUGGCAUAUUAUGCUCCAUGUGGGAAGAAACUUAGGCAGUACCCUGAAAUGAUGAAGGGAAUGCAGUGGUGUCUUUUGAAAGAAGAGGAUGUCAUUCCUCGUAUCAGGGCAAUGGAUGGCCGAAGGGGAAGACCAUCCAAUCCAGAUAGACCAAGAGCAAGAGAGGAAUCCAGGAUGAAACGCCGAAAGGGCCGCCCUCCCAAUGUCGGCAGUGCGGAAUUCCUAGAUAACACAGAUGCAAAAUUACUAAGGAAACUGCAGGCUCAAGAAAUAGCCAGACAAGCAGCACAAAUAAAGCUUUUGAGAAAACUUCAAAAGCAGGAGCAAGCACGGGUUGCCAAAGAAGCUAAAAAACAACAAGCAAUAAUGGCUGCUGAAGAGAAGCGGAAGCAGAAAGAACAGAUGAAGAUUAUGAAGCAGCAGGAAAAAAUUAAGAGAAUACAGCAAAUCAGAAUGGAAAAAGAACUCCGAGCUCAGCAAAUUCUUGAGGCUAAAAAGAAAAAGAAGGAAGAAGCGGCAAAUGCCAAAUUAUUGGAGGCCGAGAAACGAACAAAGGAAAAGGAACUGAGAAGACAGCAGGCCGUCCUUCUGAAGCACCAGGAGUUGGAGAGGCAUAGACUAGAUAUGGUAUGGGAACGGGAACGCAGGCGACAACAUAUGAUGCUUAUGAAAGCUAUGGAAGCUCGUAAGAAAGCAGAAGAAAAAGAGCGGUUGAAACAAGAGAAACGCGAUGAGAAGAGAUUGAAUAAGGAACGCAAACUAGAGCAGCGGAGAUUGGAAUUAGAAAUGGCAAAGGAACUGAAGAAACCUCAUGAAGAUAUGUGCUUGGCAGACCAAAAGCCCUUGCCAGAGUGGCCUCGCAUCCCGGGACUUGUCCUCUCUGGAACCACAUUUUCAGACUGUCUCAUGGUGGUACAGUUCUUACGAAACUUUGGUAAAGUUCUGGGCUUUGAUGUGAAUAUUGAUGUUCCCAACCUCAGUGUCCUUCAAGAGGGAUUGCUAAAUGUAGGGGACAGCAUGGGUGAAGUACAAGACUUGCUUGUGAGACUCCUCUCAGCUGCUGUGUGUGAUCCAGGUCUGAUUACAGGAUACAAGGCCAAAACCGCUCUGGGAGAGCAUUUGCUGAAUGUUGGCGUGAAUCGAGACAAUGUGUCCGAGGUUUUGCAGAUUUUCAUGGAAGCGCACUGUGGACAGACAGAGCUGACUGAGAGCCUGAAGACUAAAGCUUUUCAGGCUCAUACUCCAGCCCAGAAAGCUUCAGUCCUUGCCUUCCUCAUCAAUGAACUGGCGUGUAGCAAGAGCGUGGUGAGUGAGAUUGACAAGAACAUUGAGUAUAUGUCAAACUUGAGGAGAGAUAAAUGGGUAGUUGAAGGUAAACUCCGCAAGCUCAGGAUUAUUCAUGCUAAGAAAACAGGCAAGAGAGACAGUGCAGGGGGUAUUGAUCUUGGGGAAGAGCACCAUCCCUUGGGCACACCCACUCCAGGACGCAAGCGGAGAAGGAAGGGAGGAGACAGUGAUUAUGACGACGACGACGAUGAUGACAGUGAUGACCAAGCUGAUGAGGAUGAUGAAGAUGAAGAAGAUAAAGAUGACAAGAAAGGCAAGAAGGCCGAUAUCUGUGAAGAUGAGGAUGAAGGUGACCAGGCAGCAAGUGUUGAAGAGCUAGAAAAGCAGAUUGAAAAACUGAGCAAACAACAGAGCCAGUACAGGCGAAAGCUCUUUGAUGCUUCUCACUCAUUACGCUCGAUGAUGUUUGGUCAAGAUCGUUACCGACGCAGAUACUGGGUUCUUCCUCAGUGUGGAGGGAUUUUUGUAGAAGGCAUGGAAAGUGGUGAAGGCCUAGAAGAGAUUGCAAAGGAAAAAGAAAAGCUUAAAAAGGCAGAAAAUCUCCAGGUCAAAGAAGAAGUUUUUGAGACGCCUACGGACACCUUAAACUGUUCAGUUCCAGACCAUUGUGAGCAAAAGGACGACCUUAAAGAAAAAGAUAACACAAAUCUUUUUCUUCAGAAACCUGGCUCUUUCUCCAAGUUAAGCAAGCUUUUGGAAGUAGCUAAAAUGCCUCCUGACUCCGAUGUUAUGACCCCCCCAAAAGGGAAUGUUAGUACAAAUGGAUGCACAUUGUCUCAUCAGAAUGGCGGGAAGCAUUCACUGGGGAGCCUUCCCUUGGCAGCAGCACAGAGCAGCAUGGAAAAGACAGACACUGGUCUGUUUAGCACCGCCCCAGGUAGCUGUGGGAAGAUGUAUAGCCCUCUCCCCAACGACCAGUUGCUGAAAACACUGACUGAAAAGAACAGACAGUGGUUUAGCCUUUUGCCCAGAACACCUUGUGAUGACACCUCCCUGACGCAUGCUGACAUGUCCGCCGCUUUAGUAACUCCUUCGUCUCAGCCACCUUCUAAGUCGCCUUCACCUGCUCCCGCUCCGCUCCUUGGAUCAACUUCUGUUCAGAGCCCUGCUGGAUUGAAUCCAUUUGCAUUAUCUCCUCUUCAGGUGAAAAGUGGCGUGUCUAUGAUGGGACUUCAGUUCUGUGGGUGGCCUGCUGGUGUACUCACUUCCAAUGUCCCAUUUACAUCACCUUUGCCCUGUCUGGGCUCAGGGUUGGGACUGCCAGAAGGAAAUGGUAGUUCAUUCUUGGCCUCCAGUGUUGCUUCAAGUAAAAGUGAAUCUCCAGUCCCUCCACUAGAAAAGGCCUCCACAGCUCAGCCAACAGCUAUUGAAGUAGCAAAACCAGCAGAUUUCCCUAGUCCGAAACCUAUCCCAGAAGAAAUGCAGUUUGGUUGGUGGAGAAUUAUUGACCCAGAGGACCUAAAAACAUUGCUCAAAGUGCUGCAUCUCAGAGGAAUAAGGGAAAAGGCAUUACAAAAACAAAUACAGAAGCACUUGGAUUACAUUACUCAAGCCUGUAUCAAGAAUAAGGACGUUGCUAUUAUUGAAUUGAGUGAAAAUGAGGAAAAUCAGGUAACCCGAGAUAUCGUGGAAAACUGGUCGGUAGAGGAGCAAGCUAUGGAACUGGAUCUGAACAUUCUCCAGCAAGUAGAGGACCUGGAAAGGAGGGUAGCAUCAGCAAGUUUGCAAGUGAAGGGUUGGAUGUGUCCAGAGCCUGCGUCAGAAAGGGAGGACUUGGUAUAUUUUGAACAUAAGUCAUUUACUAAGCUGUACCAGGAGCAUGAUGGAGAACUCACUGGUGAAGAAGAAAACAGUGCACAUGCACUGUCACGGAAGAGUGACAACCCCCUAGAUAUAGCUGUAACCAGGCUGGCUGAUUUGGAGCGGAACAUUGAGAGAAGGUAUCUGAAGAGCCCCUUAAGUACCACCAUUCAGAUCAAACUGGAUAAUGUGGGCACAGUUACUGUCCCUGCUCCUGCACCAUCCAUUAGUGGUGAUGGUGACGGAGUUGAAGAGGAUAUUGCUCCAGGGCUCAGGGUCUGGAGAAGGGCGUUAGCGGAAGCUCGCAGUGCUGCUCAGGUAGCCCUGUGCAUCCAGCAGUUACAGAGAUCAAUAGCAUGGGAAAAAUCAAUUAUGAAAGUUUACUGCCAAAUCUGUCGAAAGGGAGAUAAUGAGGAACUGCUUCUACUCUGUGACGGUUGUGACAAAGGCUGCCACACCUACUGCCAUCGGCCCAAGAUUACAACUAUUCCAGAUGGGGACUGGUUUUGUCCUGCUUGCAUCGCUAAGGCAAGUGGUCAGACUAUAAAAAUAAAAAAAAUUCAUGUCAAAGGAAAAAAGACAAAUGAGUCUAAGAAAAGCCGGAAAGGGAAUGUUGCUGGGGACACUGAAGAUGAAGACUCCGCCUCCACAAGCAGCUCAUUAAAAAGAGGAAGCAAGGAUCUCAAAAAAAGGAAAAUGGAGGAAAACCUUUCCAUCAACUUGUCAAAAAUAGAAAGUGCUACUUCUGUUAAGAAGCCCAAGAAAGAUGACUCCAAGGACCUGGCUCUUUGCAGUGUGAUCCUGACUGAAAUGGAAACUCAUGAGGAUGCCUGGCCUUUUCUACUUCCUGUAAACUUGAAACUUGUACCUGGCUAUAAGAAAGUCAUUAAGAAGCCUAUGGAUUUUUCUACAAUCAGAGAAAAACUAAAUAAUGGACAGUAUACCAACUUUGAAACCUUUGCUCUAGAUGUCAGGCUUGUGUUUGACAACUGUGAAACAUUCAAUGAAGAUGACUCCGACAUAGGCAGAGCCGGCCACAGUAUGAGGAAGUACUUUGAAAAAAAGUGGACAGAUACCUUCAAAGUGAGCUGAAGUUAUAAUCUGCUUUUUCUCCUUUUCCCUUUAAAUAAGGACAAAUAAGACCAGCAAUGUGAACUGCAUUUACACAGAUGUGCAAGGCACAUACAUAUUAACUUUUUUCCUUGAAAUAAGUGUGUGUGUA
This is a messenger RNA of Phodopus roborovskii (desert hamster), 6907 nucleotides long. RefSeq names its product bromodomain adjacent to zinc finger domain 2B (gene Baz2b). The record is from RefSeq and is a predicted model, not a curated record. Lineage: Eukaryota; Metazoa; Chordata; Mammalia; Rodentia; Cricetidae. The transcript is spliced from 38 exons. Gene Ontology annotation, molecular function: DNA binding; protein binding. The coding region runs from base 190 to 6777 and encodes 2195 amino acids.